AUGUCUGUUAGCGCCGUUGGCGCGUUCCAAGGGGGCGGCUCGGAUGGGAACGGGUGGGACAUGGGGAUAGAUGCGGGCGGAACAGCUGUAGUGGCGGAGGAACUCGCGCGGGGAGUUGGCGCAGGUUCCGCGGCUGGCGCGCCCGCGGGCAAUGCGCGACCUGGUCGUGGCAGGGGCGCAGGGGGGACUCAUAUCGCGGUUUCUCCCCGCGGGGCUCCCCCGUACACAGGAAUGUCGCGCGGAGGGGGACCUGGCGGGAGAAUGGGGAGGGCGCAAGCCAUGGUCGCGGGGAGAGGGCCUCAGGCUCGGCCCCAUACCGGAAGCUCGGCUUCGGGGCCUUUUGGCUCGGCAGGAAUGGACCCAGUGAGACAUGCAGGGAUGAGCAUCGGCGCCCCUGGUUCGGGGUCCCCUAACCACUUGCCAGGUGCGCCCAGGUCACUGUCCGCGGAGGGAGGUGCAACUGGGGGAGGUGUAGCUGGGGGAGGCACAACUGGGGGGGGGCGGUCUGGUGCUGAGGGGUAUGGCCGAGGGGCGAGUGGAACGGGGCGGGGAGGAGGAAGGGCAGCGGGUAGGGGAAGAGGGCGGGAACCGAUGGCAGGGGCAGGCAGGGGUUCAAUUGGCCGAGGAGGAGGAGGGGUUGGUAUGGCGGGGCGAGGCUUGGUGGGAGGAGGAGCGGCAGGGGCAGCAGCACAGAGGCAUAGGCGCACACAGUCAGAUGUGGUUUUCACAGGCGUGCAGGGGGGUGGGCAGGGGGGCAUGCAGGGAGGCAUGCAGGGGGCGCAGGGGAUGAUCCUUCAGUCAUCUGACGGCCCUUACAGGCCAGCAGGUGCGCAUGGGAUGAAAGGAAUGGGGAGGGGCGCAGGCGGGGGAGUGGGAGGGGGGAUGGGAGGGGCAGUAGGGACUGUGGGUGGAGCAGGAAAGGCUGGGGCAAUGGCUGCUUCUGGCUCAGAAUUUGGGUUCUAUGAAUGUGUGAGUAUGGAUGCUGCUUCCUCGGGCGCACAUGCCAUGCAAGGCAUGCAUGGUACGCAUGGGUCCAUGGUGGGCCCUCGCAGCCCUCGCAUGGGUGGCUUUGCAACAGCAGGCAGUGCAAGGCAAGGCGGAGGAUACGGGUCGCACGCAGGGGGAUCAGGGCCGCACCAAGGAGGGCCACAGCAGCAGCGGCAGUCGUCUGUGGUGCCUGUGAGCCCCAGAGGCAUUCCUCUCGUCAGCCCCAGGAGGGCAGCAGGCACGGCCACAGGGGGCAUGGGAGGCACAAGGCCAUGGGAUGCACCCGGCAUGGGAGGCAUGGGAUCAACCACAGCAGCAACAGGAGGAGGGCCAGCAACAGCAGGAGGGUCAGCAACAGCCGGAGCAGGGGGAGCGGCAGCAGGCGGGGGCAUGCCUCCUCGCAGCCCCAGGGGACUAGCUUUCCCUCUAUCCGCGUCCACGUCCGCCCUGCAUCCUUUCUUCGCCAGCCCCACGCGUUCCUUCAACAGCCCUACACGCUCCCUCGGCAGCCCCUCGCACUCCCCCGUGCCCGCCCGAGGGCCCAUGAGUGGAAGGUCGCUCUUUGGCAACGACCGGCGCUUUGGCAGCUUUGUGGAGCGGAGUAUGCGCAUGGGGGCCGAGGGCAUGGAGGAGUUUGCACUAGGAGGAGCAGUGGGCGUCGGAGGAGGGGUGGGGGGAGAGGGAGGAGGGGGAGGGGGGUUUCAGGGUGGGUAUGGGCAGUGGAGGGGCAGUCCCCCGGAUGGGGAACAGGGAGGGAGGAGGCGGUAUGCGCUGCGAUCGGGGAGUUUUAUCGAGAGGCGCACUGAGAACGAGUGGUUUGACCACAGUGCGCCUGGACCCUUCCCUGCUGUCCCUCAUGCUCUUGGUGUUGGUGCUACUGCUGCUGCUGGAGGUGCCAGUGCUAGUUACUUCAAUGCUGCUGAGGUUCAGAUGGUCGGAGGGUUCCGGGGUUUGUCGCUGGGUUCUGCUGGGUCGAAUGCUUUGAAUCGGGUGAGUCACCCUGUGGGGCGUGCGACUAGCUAUAACAGCAGCACGGGCAGUGCUGCCAGUAGCGGUGCCAGCUCCCCUGCUGCUGGUAUUGCUGCUGCUGCUCAUGCUGCUGCUGGUGCUGCUGGUAGGGCGCAUUCGAAGAGAGCAGAAGGGAUGUAUGCAUCUGGAGGGCCGAGCAGACUGAGUGUGGCACACAGUGAAGGGGAGGAGGGGGUAGAGAGAGUGGGGAGAGGAGGAGCUGGAAGAGUAGGUGGAGAAGAAGGGAUGGAGAAGAAACGGGCUGGAGAGAAGCAGAUAAAGGGUUUGGUGGAAGAUGAUGGUAGGAGGAGGGAGGGGAGUAGGAAGGGGAGGAGGCGGGGAGAGGAUCGAGUGAAGGAAAUUGAGAGGCAGACGGAUAGUGAUAGUCACAGCGAGAGGGAUAGGGAGAGGAGGGAGAGGAGGAGCGGGAGGCGGAGGAGCGUGAGCAGCAGUGGAAGGGAGAGUGGCAGAGGAGGCAGGGAGAGGAGGGGGAGCAGGGGAUGCAGGAGAAGCAGUUCCAGGAGCAGCAGCAGGUCGCGGCGCAAAGACAGCUCAAGGGAGAGAGAUGCCGAGCAGAGGAAGGGUAAGGGUGGGCGAUCGCGGUGUAAGGAAAAGGAAGAGCGAAGAGCGAAGGUGGGAAGAGGCGGGGUGGGGAGUGAUAGCGAGAGUCUGACGGCGAGUGCGAGUGAGGUGGAUGAGAGGGACGUGCAGCGGUCCUCGCGGCGAGGAAGGAGGAGGAGGAGCCAUCGGCGCUACCAUAGGGUGGGAGGCAGCAGCAGGAGUCAGAGUGACUCCCGGAGCAGAUCCCAAAGCAGGCAGGUGGAUGUGAAAGCGAGAGGGCAGAUUGCGAAAGGAGGGGGUAAGGAGAAUGGAGCAAGGGGAGAGCGGAAGCUGCACAGUGCAGGAUCACGGACAGAGAGGAGGGAGUGGAGCGAGAGGGAAAAGGGGAUAGCGGGAGAGUUGGGGAGGGAAUUGCGUACAGCCGGGUCUCGGAAAGAGAGGCGGGAAGGACGAGAGGGGAAGGAGAGCGAGGAGGAACGAGGUGAGAGGAAACUGCGCUCUGCUGGCUCUAGGAAGGAGAGGAGGGAGGGAGGAGAGGGUGGAGGGGACACAGCGGGGGGCAGGGAGAGGAAGCUGCGCACAGCAGGGUCAAGAAAGGAGAGGAGGGAGGGAGGUGAGGGUGGAGGGGACACUGCAGGAGGCAGGGAGAGGAAGGAGAGGAGGGAGGGAGGAGAGGGUGGAGGGGAUACAAAAGCGGCUGGGGAGAGGAAGCUACGGAGUGGUGGUUCAAGGAAGGAGCGGCAGGAGGGGCAUGAGAUGCAUGCGAGGCAGAGGGGACAUGGGGAUGGCAGGCGAGUGGAGGGUGGGAGCAAGGCCGAUGGUGGUGUUGCUGGUGCUUCUGAGGCCCCACCGUCAUCAUCCGCACAGCAGCAGCCAUCCCCACAGCAGCAGCCAUCACCCCCGUAA
Molecule: messenger RNA, 3462 nt
Organism: Closterium sp. Naga37s-1
Lineage: Eukaryota; Viridiplantae; Streptophyta; Zygnematophyceae; Desmidiales; Closteriaceae
Source: the annotation of a GenBank genome assembly